This is a messenger RNA of Rhopilema esculentum, 3339 nucleotides long. RefSeq lists its product as uncharacterized. NCBI's taxonomy places the organism in Eukaryota, Metazoa, Cnidaria, Scyphozoa, Rhizostomeae, Rhizostomatidae. The record is from RefSeq and is a predicted model, not a curated record.
AUGAAAAGAAGUUUAAAUUAUCAAACUGAUGGAAUGGGUAGUGUUGAAGAUAACCCAAAGAAGGGCAAAUACCAAUGCAGGAUUUGCUUAGAGUUCUUCGACAGAGUGCAAAAUCUGCAGAAUCAUAUGGGGACAAUGCAUCACACAAUUGUCGGAGGUGUCAGGUCAAAUGCAAGAACAGGAGCAGUGGAUCAAAACAAUCUAGGAUAUGCAAUAAAAAACAUUGAAAAUAUAGACAAUAUGCAAGAUGUUACAAGAAACAUCAUAGACAAUGUCACAGAAGCACUCCAAAAUUAUUAUCAAGGAGUGAAAUACUAUGUAUCCUUAGAUGUUGAGUUCAAAAAAAUGUUAGAAGAUACAAUCACAGAUCCACCAAUUACAUUUAGAACAGAAGUUUACAGGCUCCUUAGACAUGCACCAAAUGACAUUGAUGAUCAAGUAACACAAAUCAGAGAAACUUUGAAUAACAGCAUUGACACAUUUAUUCAAAAUGGAAGUGGUUGGGUCUUCAACAAAUUUGGAAGGAUGCAAGUGAAAAUGUUUGAUUAUAGACCAAUGGCUGGUGGUGGUGGUAUCUCAGCGGGGUUUUUUAAAGCACCUGAGUGGAUUGCUGCUAAAAAAGCAAUUGUUAACGUGCAAAACACAGAUGAAAAGUGCUUCCUGUGGUCAAUCCUAGCAGCUCUACAUCCAACAGAAAAGGAUGCUGCGAGAGUAACGAAAUAUAAACCAUACCAGCACGAGUUGGACACGAGCUGCCUAAAAUUCCCUGUAAACCCCGGGAAUGAAACGAUGCUGGCAAAGUUUGAAACGAGCAACAACAUAUCCAUAAACAUAUAUGGGUUGUAUGACGAUGAUAGUGAGGGUGAUUAUGAGAAUGACGAUGAUGAUGAUGAUGAUGAUGGCGACGAUGGUAACAGUAAGAAGAGUAAAAAGUAUAAGAAAUCACUCAUCAUACCAUUUAGAAUUACAAAAGAGAAGAAAGCCAAACACGUGAGCCUGCUAUUACUAGAGAACGAGAACGGGGAUGUCCACUACACAUGGAUUAAAAACAUGAGCAGAUUACUUUAUGGACAGAAUGGGCACAAACAUCAUAGCAAGCGAUUCUAUUGUGACAUUUGUUUGAACACUUUCAAAUACGAAACAACGUUGAAGAAACAUGCCGAUUUUUGCACACCAAAUGGGUAUAUUCAAGCCGUAAAAUACCCAGAGGACAAUGAACUAAAAUUCCAAAACUUUAAGAACAAGAUGAUUUUACCAUUCAUCAUUUAUGCGGAUUUCGAAUGCAUAUUGAAAGACAUCUCAAAUGGUUCAGCAAUAUACCAAGAGCACGUGCCAAUAAGUUAUGCAUUCUAUAUUGAAUCGAUAGACACUAAAUGGUCCCACACUGUAGAGAUGUACACAGGUGAAGAUUGUAUACAGCAAUUCCUUUCAAAAAUGGAUUACUUCAACUGGAAAAUAAGGGAAAUAUUCAAGAAAACAGUACCAAUGGCAGAGCUAACCGAUGAACAGUUAAAGAGCUACAAUGAAGCAACCAAUUGUUACUGUUGCAUCACAUCCUUUAACAUGAAUGAUGCAAAUUUGUGCAAGGUAAAGGAUCACUGCCACAUCACAGGACAGUAUAGAGGUGCCGCAUGUAGUCACUGCAAUCUAAACAACUUAAACAUAAUCGCCAAAACCCACACGAUUCCAAUAGUUUUCCACAACCUCAAAGGUUAUGACAUGCAUCACAUUCUACAGAAUCUGGAUAAUCGAUUCACUCGAGUAAUUGCAACAAGCACAGAAAAGAUCAUCUCUGCAAAAAUUGAAGGGCUCAAAUACAUCGAUUCACUUAGCUUUCUUAGCUCUAGCUUAGCAACGCUAGCAGGAAACCUUCCAAAGGAUGAAUUUAAAUCUGUGAGGGAAUAUCUGCAACAAAGAUUGAGCAAUUCUCAACAACCUCAAAGUGACAUAGAAAUUCAGCAUGUGGAGGAGGCGUUUGACCUGAUAACUAGAAAGGGUGUGUAUCCAUAUGACUGGAUGAAUGAUGCAUCAAAACUACAAAACACUUCAUUACCGCCCAAAGACUGUUUCUAUAGUAAACUGAACGAUACCAACAUCACUGAUGACGAAUAUGAACAUGCGAAGCGAGUAUGGGAAUUCUUCAACUGUCAAACAUUUAAGGACUAUCAUGAAUUGUACUUGGCAACAGAUGUCCUACUACUCACAGACGUUUUCCAAUCAUUUAGACGGCAAAGCCUCGAAUCCUACUCUCUGGAUCCAGCAUGCUACAUAUCACUUCCAGGAUUAGCAUGGGACGCAAUGCUCCUCAAAACAGGUGUCUCGCUUCAACUAUUAUCAAAGGAGAAGAGCGACAUCUAUCUCAUGGUUGAGCAAGGAAUAAGAGGCGGAAUAUCAGUGGCAAUCAAACGACAUGCAAAGGCGGAUAAAAACAACACACUUAUGUAUCUCGAUGCUAAUAACCUGUAUGGAUGGGCAAUGUCACAACCACUACCAUAUGGAGGAUUCAAAAUGCUUGACGAUGUACGAAAUGUGAACAUUACUGAAAUAUUGUCAAAGCCCAAUCAAGACAUUGGAUACAUAUUCAAAGUUGACUUGGAGUAUCCAACACACCUGCAUGAUGCCCAUUCAGAUCUACCUCUAGCACCUGAGAGAUUGAAAGUCAAGGAGGAAAUGCUGUCAGAAUUCCAAGUCCAAAUGCAUCAGAAAUUGUUCAACUAUGAGAAAUACAAAACAACUCCAAAGCUCAUACCCAACCUGUAUGACAAGAAGGAGUACAUCAUUCACGGUGAUGCAUUGAGACAGUGCUUGAAUCUCGGAUUGGUCGUAACAAAGGUGCAUAACAUUGUGGAGUUCAAACAAAGCACCUGGUUGAAAGAUUACAUUGAUUUCAACACGCAGAAAAGAGCAAACGCCAAGAAUGAUUUUGAGAAAGACUUCUUCAAGCUAAUGAAUAAUGCAGUGUUUGGGAAGACAAUGGAAAAUGUAAGAAACCACAGCACAUAUGAAAUAUGCACUGGUAAAGAACAAUUAAUAAGAUGGGUGCGAAACCCCAUUUUCUAUGGGGUUGUUGAAAUCAACGAAAACACGCUUAUUGUGAUGAAAAAGAAGAAAACCGUCACACUACGCAAACCCAUUUACGUUGGUUUUAGCAUACUGGACAUUAGCAAGAUCUUGAUGUAUGAUUUCCAUUACAAUUUUGCAAAACCCAACCUCCCAAAUGUGCAAUUAUGCUACAUGGACACUGACAGCUUCAUUUACCACAUUCCAAUGCCUCAAGAUGCUGUAAAUAAAAUAUUGAAAGAGCAUGCAAAUAAGUUUGAUUUCACCAAUUUUCAUUAA